UUCAUACAAGAAUCAAGUCAAAAUAAAUUGCACAGCAAACAAGUAUACAACUGAUUGCGCGUGUUGACUUAUAUAAAAUAAAAUUAGUCAAAUACAAAUAAUUCUUGCAGAGUUCUUGAGUCGUGCGGUUGUCGAUUUUACUUUCGUACAACUGUGUGCAAGUGUUUAAAUCUACAUAUUCAAAGUUGUUAACAAGUUGUGUCGAUACAACAAAAUAAAAUCUAUUUGCAUGUAGCAAGCGUGUAGAAAAAUUAUAAAUUUAGAAAAAAAAAUUACACACCAUAAAAGAGCAAAAAUCGAUUUUAUAACAUAAGAAAAAAAAUAUAUAUUUUAUAAAAGGGCAAAAAAAUCAAUUACUUACUGUGCAAAGCGACGGUCAUACUUGGCGAGAUAGAAAAGAAAGCGGAUAAAAAUGAGUGAAGAAGUGAACAAUCAACACAAUGGCACAAGCAACAACGCCCAGUUGGUGACCGGCGAAGGCCCUACCAAUAACAGCCGCCAAAGUCAAGAUCAGCAGCAACAAACAACCGAACAACCUACGGUAGAGAAGAAAGAGGUGCGAGUCUGGUGUGAUGGAUGCUAUGACAUGGUACAUUUCGGUCAUGCCAAUUCCCUGCGACAAGCCAAAGCACUUGGUGAUAAAGUCAUUGUUGGCAUACAUACCGAUGAGGAGAUCACAAAACACAAAGGUCCGCCUGUAUUUACGGAAGAGGAACGUGUGAAAAUGGUCAAGGGCAUUAAAUGGGUGGAUGAGGUGGUGCUUGGUGCGCCCUAUGUGACCACGCUCGAGGUGCUCGAUGAAUAUAACUGUGAUUUUUGUGUGCAUGGCGAUGACAUCACAAUGACUGCUGAAGGCGUGGAUACGUAUCACCUUGUGAAGUCUGCCAAUCGUUACAAAGAAGUACGCCGCACUGCUGGCGUUUCAACAACAGAUUUGGUUGGUCGCAUGUUGUUAUUGACGCGCAAUCAUUUCCAUCAAGGCUCCGCCGAAUAUGCCAUUGAGAAAGAAGACUUAAUUACAAAAGUACAAAAAAUGAAAUUAUCAUCAGGUUCAUCAAAUAUGGGACAAGACUCAGCAGCGAAGAGCCCAUGGACGGGUUGCAGUCAAUUUCUGCCGACCACACAGAAGAUCAUACAAUUCAGUGAUGGCAAAGCGCCAAAGCCAAAUGACAAAAUUGUUUACGUGGCUGGCGCUUUUGACCUCUUUCAUGUGGGACACCUCGAUUUCCUGGAGAAGGCCAAGGAGCUGGGUGAUUACCUGAUUGUGGGACUACAUACAGAUCCUGUGGUGAAUUCGUAUAAGGGCAGCAACUAUCCGAUUAUGAAUUUGCAUGAACGUGUCUUAAGUGUGCUGGCGUGUAAGUACGUCAACGAAGUGGUCAUCGGCGCGCCCUACUGUGUAACCGAAGAUCUGCUCGAUCAUUUUAAAAUCGAUGUCGUUUGCCACGGUCAGACACCAAUCGCAUUGGAGAAUGGCAAAAUCGAUCCAUAUGCUGUACCAAAGACACGCGGCAUCUUCACGCUCAUCGAUUCACAAAACUCAAUGACAACCGAAUUAAUUGUUGAACGUAUUAUUUCACAUCGACUCGAAUAUGAGCGACGCAACAAAGCCAAAGAGAAGAAAGAGUGUGAGGCAUUCGAGGCGCUGCAGCGUGCUAAGCAAACACAAAAAGCUGGUUAGGAUUAGGCAAGUGAACCGACGAGUCCGGCAUGCGCAAAAAACGUAAAGCAGGAAGAACGUUGCGCGCUUUUAUAGGCCAGGCUGUAGUAGUUAGAGGGAAAAAUGUGUAAGCAGAGCGUAGUGGCAAGCGCUGGACUCGUGCGGUUCUACUAUCAAUAUAUAUAUAUAUAUAUAUAUAAAUAUAUAUAUAUAUAUAUAUACAUAUAUAUAUAUAUAUAUAUAUAUAUGUAUGUAUAUAUAAAGAGUACAUCUAUGCUGUAGUGCUGUUACCUACAACAAUUUUUUUAUUUGUUGAAGACACAUAUACAUACAUAUAUACAAUUUUUUUUUAGACUUAUAUUGUAGUUUAUUUUUUGAAAAUUAUGUUCAUAUUUCUCACAUAAUAUUACUGUGAACACUGUUUUGUAUAUAUAUAUAUAUAUAUAUAUAUGUACAUAUGUAUGCUUGCGAAUAUAUGUACAUUACUCGUACAAAUUGUGGCAGUGAUGUUUGCAGUUCAAUAAGCGUACAGAAUUAUUUUUUUUAUUGUAAAUUUUCACUAAGCAAAGAUAUUACGUUUGAGUUGGUUGAGAAAAUGAGAAAAUACAUACUACACAUUUACUUACAUGAAUAAGCAGCACACAUUUGCAGUUAUACAAUAAUUAUGCAAUAUUGAGUUUAUAUUUGUAUGAACGUAUGUAUGUACGCGCAUAUUUUCUACUUAGUUUCUGUCGUUAAUGUAAAUACAAAAAAAAAAAAAA
Messenger RNA from Ceratitis capitata (Mediterranean fruit fly), 2421 nucleotides. It is a transcript of the gene Pect, whose product is annotated as ethanolamine-phosphate cytidylyltransferase. The coding region runs from base 413 to 1681 and encodes 422 amino acids. The record is from RefSeq and is a predicted model, not a curated record. NCBI's taxonomy places the organism in Eukaryota, Metazoa, Arthropoda, Insecta, Diptera, Tephritidae. The transcript has 7 exons. Gene Ontology annotation, molecular function: ethanolamine-phosphate cytidylyltransferase activity. Gene Ontology annotation, biological process: phosphatidylethanolamine biosynthetic process. Gene Ontology annotation, cellular component: cytoplasm.